CAUGAACGGUCUACCCUCAGCCGAGGCGCCGGGCAGCGCGGGUUGCACUCUGGCUGGGCUCCCGCCGCUACCGCGGGGCCUCAGCGGCCUCCUUAACGCUAGUGGGGGCUCGUGGAGGGAGCUGGAGCGUGUCUAUAGCCAGCGGAGCCGCAUCCACGAUGAGCUGAGCCGUGCCGCCCGCGCCCCGGACGGUCCCCGUCACGCUGCGGGCGCUGCCAACUCGGGCUCUGCAGCAGGCGCGCGUCGCCCAGUUAACCUGGACUCGGCACUGGCCGCGCUGCGCAAGGAGAUGGUGGGGCUGCGGCAGCUGGAUAUGUCGCUGCUGUGCCAGCUGUGGGGCCUGUAUGAGUCGAUCCAGGACUACAAGCAUCUGUGCCAAGACCUGAGCUUGUGCCAGGACCUGUCAUCUUCCCUCCACUCGGACAGCUCCUACCCACCUGAUGCCGGCCUGUCCGAUGAUGAUGAGCCUCCUGAUGCGAGCCUGCCCCCAGACCCUCCACCCCUCACUGUGCCCCAAACACACAAUGCCCGUGACCAGUGGUUGCAGGAUGCCUUCCAAAUUAGCCUCUGAAAAGCUGAGGUGGAUAGCUAACUAAGCACCUAGACAAAAGGCUCAGAACUUGCCCUUCAGCAAGUCCUUAGUCGACAGUGCCUGCUCUUUUACCAGUACCGCCUCACUUCACUUCAGGAGGGCAAGGCAUACCCAUCAGGCAAAGCGGUCAAGAUUGCAGCCAAUGCCCAGUGCACUGGGCUCCCCACUUCUCCCACGUGUGUGCACCCCUAGCUUGGCCAGCCCUUAGUCUGACCUUGGGGUCCAAAGUGUCUUGCACUCGCGUUGGCAUCGCUAGGACUGGGAUGAUUGCCUAGCUUCCAUCUCUUUCAUCUUUUGCUGCCACGUGCAGCUGCUGGCUCAGGGGCAUCCCUCUCUGUGGCCCUAGGGUUUCACUGCCUGGGACAAGGGCUCCAGGACCCAUCCCCGCAGCCACCCACAAGCCAGAAAGGCUAAGGUCUCUAUGCUGGAUAUUUACGUUUAGGGGCCAGUACGUGAAUGGAAAAAUAAAUACUUUCAACAUUGUA
Chionomys nivalis (European snow vole) is the source of this 1077-nucleotide messenger RNA. RefSeq names its product family with sequence similarity 89 member B (gene Fam89b). Gene Ontology annotation, cellular component: lamellipodium; cytoplasm. The transcript is spliced from 2 exons. Gene Ontology annotation, biological process: negative regulation of transforming growth factor beta receptor signaling pathway; positive regulation of cell migration; negative regulation of SMAD protein signal transduction. Lineage: Eukaryota; Metazoa; Chordata; Mammalia; Rodentia; Cricetidae. The coding region runs from base 2 to 571 and encodes 189 amino acids. Gene Ontology annotation, molecular function: transcription corepressor binding. The record is from RefSeq and is a predicted model, not a curated record.